UUUAGUUAUUAUAAUUUUAUUCUAUUUGAGUGAAUUCCCUCCUUUCUUUAAACGAAAACACUAACUCUGAAGCGGAAAUCCAUGCCCCCCGCAAUUCGGAAGAAUCGGGUCUAAUAUGCCAGUGGCAUCUUCGCCUUGCAGUAGUCGCGAUGAAGGAAAAAUCCAAGAACGCAGCAAAGACUAGACGGGAAAAAGAAAAUGGAGAAUUCUACGAACUGGCCAAACUCCUGCCCCUGCCCUCGGCCAUCACCUCCCAGCUGGACAAGGCGUCCAUCAUCCGCCUCACCACCAGCUACCUGAAAAUGCGAGCCGUCUUCCCCGAAGGUCUGGGCGACGCCUGGGGACAGCCGAGCAGGAUAGGGCCCUUGGAUAACGUGGCCAAGGAGCUUGGAUCCCAUUUGCUUCAGACUUUGGAUGGCUUUGUUUUUGUGGUAGCAUCAGAUGGCAAAAUAAUGUACAUCUCAGAAACAGCAUCCGUACAUCUUGGCUUAUCUCAGGUGGAGCUUACUGGUAAUAGCAUUUACGAGUACAUACAUCCUUCUGAUCAUGAUGAGAUGACCGCUGUUCUUACUGCUCACCAGCCUCUCCAUCCUCACCUCUUACAAGUGUGGUUUAUGCUUUCAGAAUAUGAAAUUGAGAGAUCAUUUUUCCUGAGAAUGAAGUGUGUCCUAGCCAAGAGGAAUGCAGGAUUGACAUGCAGUGGCUACAAGGUGAUCCAUUGCAGUGGCUAUUUGAAGAUACGGCAGUAUAUGCUAGAUAUGUCUUUGUAUGAUUCCUGUUACCAAAUCGUUGGACUGGUGGCUGUAGGUCAAUCUUUACCUCCCAGUGCAAUCACUGAGAUCAAACUUCACAGUAACAUGUUUAUGUUCAGAGCAAGUUUGGACUUAAAAUUAAUAUUCCUAGAUUCCAGAGUGACUGAAUUAACUGGAUAUGAGCCCCAAGAUCUGAUAGAAAAAACUCUCUACCACCAUGUUCAUGGCUGUGAUGUGUUCCAUUUACGAUACGCUCAUCAUUUGUUGUUGGUGAAAGGCCAAGUCACAACCAAGUACUAUCGACUACUGUCCAAGCAUGGAGGCUGGGUUUGGGUACAGAGCUACGCUACUAUUGUGCAUAACAGCCGUUCAUCACGGCCUCACUGCAUAGUGAGUGUCAAUUAUGUCCUUACAGAUAUUGAGUAUAAGGAACUUCAGCUGUCACUGGACCAGGUUACUAUUUCUAAAUCACAAUUUUCAUGCAGAAACUCAGUAUCUACCUCGCAGGAAACAAGGAAAAUAGUAAAACCCAAAAGUAAUAAAAUGAAGGCAAAACUCAGAACAACGCCUUACCCACAACAGCAAUACAGCUCAUUCCAAACAGACAAACUGGAAUGCAGCCAGGUGGGAAACUGGCGAUCCAGCCCUGCAGUGAACGCUGCCACCAUUCAAGAACAAAACUUUCAUUCAGAAAACAGUGAACUUUUAUAUGCCCCGUCUUAUAGUUUGCCUUUCUCUUACCAUUAUGGACACUUCCCUGUAGAUUCUCACGUCUUCAGUAGCAAAAAGCAAAUGUUGCCUUCAAAGUUUGGGCAGUCUCAAGGAGCACCUUGUGAAGUGGCUCGAUUUUUCUUGAGUACGCUGCAGACAAAUGGAGAAUGCCAGUGGCAUUAUGCCAACUCCUUGGUACCCAACAGCCAGUCACCAUCCAAGAAUCUUCCUGAGCAGCCAGUGAACAUCAUCCGACACAAUCUUGCACAGAGUUAUGAAGUGCCCAUAUCAAACAGAAGAUACAGCCAAGAUACCCUAUCUGACAACUUUACAAGCUGCACAGCAUCCAUGCCAGACAGCAGAUACAAAGAGCAGAUUUAUGAUUCCAGCAUUGUGAAACCCACCAAGAUAGAAAACAGGAUUCAGCCACCCCACCACCUCAUUAAAGAAGAAAACAAGUUUGCUUUUAACAGAAACAUACAAGAAAAAAUGAACAUUAAUGAAAGCUCUUUUUCAAACUCAAUAGCUAACUCCUUGCUGCCAAAAUCAGAAUGUUUCCAGUCUAAAGCUAUAGGACAACUAAGUCAUCUCCUGCCAAUGCCCUCAGUAUAUGAGCAAACCAGAAGGAUUUGUAUUAAAGAACCUAAAUAUGGGCAUAUUAGUCAUGAUGCUACAAAUCUAGAUGAACUGGACAGCGAUGAGAGAAUGACUGUAAAGCUUGAUCAUGACUCUGAAAGCGAACGUGUAAUGGAUGUGAGACCCUCUGGACAAGUUCCAUUUGUGCUUCUAAACUAUCAUCACGUUUUAGCCAAACAUGGUACAUUUCAAACUUCAUCAUGUACAGCAACAGGACAUGUAGGAGAAAAUUAUGGAUACAGUUCUGAGGAAGUAAAUACAUUUAUUUACAAAAACCAAAGCCCCUCAUCAGCUUCUUCUCCAGAAACCCACAAGGAAUCUGCACUACCCCAUUAUAUUGGAACUUCUGUAAUAAUAGCCAAUGGCAGGUGACAGUAAUAGAGGAGUAUUUACAUUUAAUUAAGAAGCCAAACUGUAAUGAUUUGCAAAAAGCAUGAGAAAACACAGUUACAUUUACUGAGCAUACCUGAAGGUCAAUGAGGGACAGACUCAUGUGUUCCUGACAAGCCACGUGUAACGGUACCUUCAAGGUCAGGAAAAAAAUCCUACAUCUAGCUUCAGUGCUUUGUUGUCACAGAUUAAGCUCUGGUGCCAGUGAGAAAACGUUACAGAUCUUAUUUUUGUUAUUUUAUAGUGUGCAACAAAAUUAAAUGAUAGGUGUUAUAUGCAGAGAUUUAUAUGAAGAACAUUUUUUUCCUUAACCCUUCCUCCUCAAAAUACAUUCAAGAUGUUUUGAUCACUAUCAUGAACUAUACACUCUAGUUUGGGUAUUUUUGACAAACUGUGUGAAACCUUACAUCACCUCCCCACCCACACGUUAAGCAUCUUGACAAAUGAACUUUUCUUAGACUGGUGAUUUUUAGUAUCCGUAAUACAGCUGUACUAACUGGACAGAACUCAGUUUGGCAAAAAGCGUAUUUAUUAAUUAUCCAGAAGCUUUUAAACUAAAUAAAUCAAAACUGAAUUUGAUUUAUUUAGCAUAUAUUUGAGUGUUCUGAGAUUAUCAUCACCACCAUUUAUCUUGACAAGGAAUGAGAUGACAAAUUAAUACAUACAAAGAUAAGUAUUAAAGGGUUACAGGUUUUGUUAUAGCAAAUUGGGACAAAUCACAUAUCAGGAACUAACGAUUAUUUCC
Messenger RNA from Cuculus canorus (common cuckoo), 3234 nucleotides. It is a transcript of the gene SIM2, whose product is annotated as SIM bHLH transcription factor 2. Gene Ontology annotation, molecular function: DNA-binding transcription factor activity, RNA polymerase II-specific; RNA polymerase II transcription regulatory region sequence-specific DNA binding; protein dimerization activity. Gene Ontology annotation, biological process: regulation of transcription by RNA polymerase II. Lineage: Eukaryota; Metazoa; Chordata; Aves; Cuculiformes; Cuculidae. The transcript has 11 exons. Gene Ontology annotation, cellular component: transcription regulator complex; nucleus; cytoplasm. Bases 150 to 2471 code for a protein of 773 amino acids. The record is from RefSeq and is a predicted model, not a curated record.